AUGGAUGAUACGUUGAAAACAUAUUCGCGAAAACAUGCAUGUCAACUUCUUCUUGGAGGUUUGACAAGCAGUGCUGCCUUAGUGACCCCCAAUGCAGCCAGAGCCGAAGUCAGUUAUCAACCAGCUUCACGGCCAACUUCAUACCGCGUCGAUUCUACACAACCUCCGACGCUAAUUCCAGUAGGCUCAGCUAGGAAAGAAGCACAGGUAUUAGAAGAUCUUGGGAAAGGAUACGGAACGACGAAAGCUGUGAUCCUUGAUGAUCGUGUGAACCUCAACAAUGUCUUGAAUAAGGCAGUCUUUGGUACGAUCAGUGCUCUUUCGGGAUCAACCAAAGGGAAAAGGAAGAGUGGAACAUCAUUUGUCUGCUUCGGAGUCCCAACGAAACCUACCCCGGUCGAUAUCGACCUUGCAGUAAGCUUGCUCCUGCCAAUCCUAAAGGCACGCAAAAGAGAUACAGCAAUUGGCAUUCCCUUUUGUCCUAUAAGCGGUCAAAGUAUUCUUGAUGCGUAUGCUGCAGAAGGGAAUGAGGAAAACCUUCUUGCUUCGCUUUUGCAGCUAGGAAUACCCGAGAGCCAAAGUGUUCUAUACCUACCGCUAAUGAUGUUUGCACGAAGCAAAUCGUUGAGGUUACUAGCGCUUUUACCGGAGAAAGAUGACAUUCUAGUGACUCGAAUGAAGGGCCUGCAAAACCUCGAAAUGGAACGCAGAGCCAGCUAUGUUUCCGAUACAGACGGCUUCAUUUCCACGUCAUCGGAGCCAAGCUUUCGUCUCUAUGCUGAAAAGUCACUGCUCAAGGACUACAUUCCGAUCAACGACGAAGACAAACCCUCAGGCUACUUUGCGGAGCGAAUCCUAGUCCAUGAAACUGCAGCAACUGUGGCGUCGAAAUACGCUGCUACUCGCCCGGAUUCCCUUGUCGUUAUUGCAGCUCCAAUCAAUGAUCUCCGUUUCCUGCGUGGCAUCAAUGGGCGCAUUCCACGCGUGUACAACUCCCUUGAUGUUUCAGGAAACAAGAUAACAGACGAUUAUGUCACAACUAUACUUUUGAAUCCGACAGCAAACGAUACGUUAUCAAAGAGUCGCUACUUACGAUUAGAGAUCGGUACGGGGCCGGAUACUCUUGACUUUCAAACAAAGAUCGCAGACUAUCUAUGGUUUUCUUCGUCGCCAAAGGUAAAUAUGAUUCCACGCUUAAUGAAUGGAUAA
Messenger RNA from Cylindrotheca closterium, 1209 nucleotides. NCBI's taxonomy places the organism in Eukaryota, Bacillariophyta, Bacillariophyceae, Bacillariales, Bacillariaceae. The record is from the annotation of a GenBank genome assembly.